UGUCAUUCGCAUGAGUUGCGUUGUAUUAAAAUCUGAGUAAUAAAUUUUUUUUUUUUUUUUUUUUUUAUAAUUUUUCUUAAGUUUUGUACAAUUUUCUGUAGAAAAUUUGAAUAAAUUUUGUGAAAAUAUUGUGGAUUUUUGUUUAUAAAGUUAUUAAUACUUGAACGGGAAGAAGAAAAUUUGUAAGGCCCAUAUUGUUUUUUUGGUAGAGAAUUAAUUUUGUUUGUUCAUUUUAUAAUCUUAUCAUAUAAAAAAAUUAACAUACAAACUCGGAUUCAAGAUGCCCAAACCUCUGAAUGUACGUGUUACAACAAUGGAUGCUGAAUUGGAAUUCGCAAUUCAGCAAACUACAACAGGUAAACAAUUAUUUGAUCAAGUCGUCAAAACAAUUGGCCUGAGAGAAGUUUGGUUUUUUGGAUUACAAUAUACAGAUUCCAAAGGUGAUUUAACCUGGAUUAAGCUUUAUAAAAAACCCGAAAAUAAUUUCUUAAGAGUUGUUAAAAAAGUCAAAAAGCUCAAAAAAUAUGUUGAUAAAAAGCAAAAAGAAAAAUCCUUCGAAACUUGUGAAGAAGAGCAAUCUGAUAGUGAUUUUGAAGAUAUGACAGGAUCAAUGCCGUUUUCAAUAUGGGUUAUGAAUCAGGAUGUUAAAAAAGAAAACCCCUUGCAAUUUAAAUUCCGUGCAAAAUUUUAUCCUGAAGAUGUAGCCGAAGAGUUAAUUCAAGAUAUUACACUACGUUUGUUUUACUUGCAAGUUAAGAAUGCCAUUUUAUCUGAUGAAAUAUAUUGUCCACCAGAAACAUCCGUAUUAUUAGCAUCUUACGCAGUUCAGGCACGUCAUGGGGAUUAUAUAAAAACAACUCAUAGCCCUGGAUUUCUUGCAAAUGAUCGUCUAUUGCCACAACGUGUUAUUGAUCAACAUAAAAUGUCGAAAGAAGAAUGGGAACAAUCCAUCGUAACAUGGUGGCAGGAACACCGUGGAAUGUUACGCGAAGACGCAAUGAUGGAGUAUUUAAAGAUUGCUCAAGAUUUGGAAAUGUAUGGAGUUAAUUAUUUUGAAAUACGCAAUAAGAAAGGCACAGAGUUGUGGUUGGGUGUUGAUGCAUUGGGCCUAAACAUAUAUGAACGAGACGAUAAAUUAACACCGAAAAUUGGUUUUCCAUGGUCUGAAAUUCGUAAUAUAUCAUUUUCUGAUCGCAAAUUUAUAAUUAAACCAAUUGAUAAAAAAGCUCCAGACUUUAUAUUUUUUGCUCCACGUGUUAGAAUUAAUAAAAGGAUAUUAGCGUUAUGCAUGGGAAACCAUGAAUUAUACAUGCGAAGGCGUAAGCCAGAUACAAUAGAUGUACAACAAAUGAAAGCGCAAGCCAGAGAAGAGAAAAAUGCAAAGCAACAAGAAAGGGAAAAACUUCAAAUUGCAUUAGCAGCCAGAGAGCGUGCCGAAAAAAAACAGCAGGAGUAUGAAGAUCGUUUAAAGCAGAUGCAGGAAGACAUGGAAAAAUCCCAGCGAGAUUUGUUGGAAGCUCAAGAUAUGAUUCGUCGUUUAGAAGAUCAGUUAAAACAAUUACAACAAUCUAAAGAUGAGCUUGAAAUGCGUCAAAAGGAAUUACAGGCCAUGCUAAAUCGUCUUGAAGAAGCCAAGAACAUGGAGGUAGCCGAAAAAGCUAAAUUAGAAGAUGAAAUUCGUGCUAAACAGGAAGAGGUUCAACGCAUUCAAGAAGAAGUUAAUGCUAAGGAUGAUGAAACAAAACGAUUACAAGCCGAAGUUGAGGAAGCUCGUCGUAAACAGAGCGAAGCAGCAGCAGCUUUGCUAGCCGUUUCAACAACACCUCAACAUCAUCAUGUUGCCGAAGACGAAAAUGAAGAAAAUGAGCUACUUAAUGGUGAAGGCAAUGGUGAUGUAUCACGGGAUCUGGAUACUGAUGAAGGCAUUAAGGAUCCUAUAGAGGACAGGCGUACAUUAGCCGAAAGAAAUGAAAGACUUCACGAUCAAUUGAAGGCAUUAAAACAAGAUUUGGCACAAUCUAGGGAUGAAACAAAAGAAACUGUCAAUGACAAAAUACAUCGGGAAAAUGUUCGCCAAGGCCGUGAUAAAUAUAAAACAUUGCGUGAAAUUAGAAAAGGAAACACAAAGCGCCGUGUAGAUCAAUUUGAAAACAUGUAAAUGUGGAGAAUACAUUCAAGCAAGCAAAAAUCCCUAAUGUUAUAUAGAAUUCAUAAGAAAAAUAUGUUGAUUUAAACAAACGAAAACUAAAUUAAUAAUUUUAAAACAUCUAAUUUUUUAUAGUUUAAUUUUGCUUUUGUUGUAACUUUCAUUUGAGUUUUGAGGAUAAACUAAAAUGUUAAAGGCUUUGAAAAUAAAAGCUCAAAUUCAACUAAAUGUAACAAAAAUGUAUAUAUUUAUAUUGGUCAAUUUAAUAAACCAUAUCUUUGAAAUAAUAUUGAAUUUAUUAUGAAUUCAAA
This is a messenger RNA of Condylostylus longicornis, 2457 nucleotides long. It is a transcript of the gene Moe, whose product is annotated as moesin/ezrin/radixin homolog 1. Gene Ontology annotation, cellular component: adherens junction; apical part of cell; plasma membrane. The coding region runs from base 281 to 2158 and encodes 625 amino acids. The transcript is spliced from 9 exons. NCBI's taxonomy places the organism in Eukaryota, Metazoa, Arthropoda, Insecta, Diptera, Dolichopodidae. Gene Ontology annotation, biological process: regulation of organelle assembly; regulation of cell shape; positive regulation of early endosome to late endosome transport. Gene Ontology annotation, molecular function: actin binding; cell adhesion molecule binding. The record is from RefSeq and is a predicted model, not a curated record.